CAGGGGCAGUACAACGCGUGCGCGCCCUGCAACCAUUGGGAGUACGUCAAUCGUGGGAAUGAACGCGCUCGAAGUGCGGUGGAGCCGAUGUUGAUCGAAGUGCUGCUGGUGGAGGUGGACGCGGUGUCCCUGCUGCCGCCCCUGCUGCCGCGCAUGCUGAGCAACUGUGUGCCGCCGCGGCUACUCUUGUGGCGGCGCUUGCUGAUCUUCAAGGUUCGGGUGGCGGUCGAGCAGGAGCGCGCUAAGACCCAGAAGAUCCGUGACCAGCUCGAGAAGGCUCGCGAGGCCCUGCGGGCUACCGGGGAGGCGCAGUGCGGCGCCCGGCAAGCCCAGCGCGACGCCGACCAGGCCAUGCAGUCCUUCGACCCUGAGGCUUGGAAAGAAGCCAAGGCAGCGGAGGCGCGCGAGGCCGAGGCCGAGCGCCUGCGCCAGCAGCGGACUGCGCCUCCCGUUGCUGCAGGCGCGGCGCGCGCGGCCGCCGAGCCCGCUGGAUUUCCUCGCGUUGCUGGCGAUGCUGAUCAAGCGCCCGCGGUGGUGGAGUCGCCUGACUUCGCCGCCAAGUCGGCGGACGAGCUCGCGGCCUGGGCACGUGAUCACCACGUGCCUGCAGGACUGUGGGAGGCGUUCGUGGCCCCGCGCGCCACCAUCCAGAGCGCU
Prorocentrum cordatum is the source of this 657-nucleotide messenger RNA. NCBI's taxonomy places the organism in Eukaryota, Dinophyceae, Prorocentrales, Prorocentraceae. The record is from the annotation of a GenBank genome assembly.